GCGCAGCUUUUCGCCCGGCGGGAUUUCCGCAAUAUCAAGUAUGGCGAAGACGUACGAUUAUUUGUUUAAGUUACUGCUAAUCGGAGACUCCGGUGUCGGCAAAACCUGCGUGCUGUUCAGGUUCUCAGAGGAUGCUUUUAACUCGACAUUCAUCUCUACCAUAGGCAUUGACUUUAAGAUUAGAACGAUAGAGCUAGACAACAAGAAGAUAAAGUUACAGAUAUGGGACACAGCAGGGCAGGAGCGAUUUCGAACAAUCACAACAGCAUACUACAGAGGCGCGAUGGGUAUCAUGCUAGUCUAUGACAUCACCAACGAGAAGUCCUUUGAAAACAUAAAGAACUGGAUACGGAAUAUAGAGGAGCAUGCAUCGGCUGAUGUUGAAAAGAUGGUCCUCGGUAACAAAUGUGACAUCAAUGACAAACGGCAGGUGUCCAAAGACCGGGGAGAGAAAGUGAGUUCUGCUUACGGUAUUAAGUUCAUGGAGACUAGUGCAAAGGCCAACAUCAACGUGGAAAACUCGUUUUUGACACUUGCCAGAGACAUCAAAUCAAAGAUGGACACAAAAUUGGAGGGCAGCAGUCCUCAGGGGAGCAGCCACAAGGUGAAGAUCUCUCAGCCCCAGAAGAAGAGCAGCUUCUUCCGCUGUGCCCUACUGUGAGGACCAGA
Messenger RNA from Oncorhynchus masou masou (cherry salmon), 669 nucleotides. RefSeq names its product ras-related protein Rab-8A-like. Lineage: Eukaryota; Metazoa; Chordata; Actinopteri; Salmoniformes; Salmonidae. Gene Ontology annotation, biological process: protein secretion; protein localization to plasma membrane; regulation of exocytosis. Gene Ontology annotation, molecular function: GTPase activity; GTP binding. Bases 41 to 661 code for a protein of 206 amino acids. The transcript is spliced from 7 exons. The record is from RefSeq and is a predicted model, not a curated record. Gene Ontology annotation, cellular component: endosome; plasma membrane; synaptic vesicle.